AUCUCUUUGGCACUAAAUCAGCCCUUAAAGUGAGAAUGAAGAAGAUUGCAUCGCGCUGUACAGAAGAAAGCAAACGCUGCCGAAUGAACUAAUUGCAAACUUUAGUCUGAUAAACGCCCGUACGCAAUUAUCUUUCUUAUCAACGACGACGACGAGGAGGUCCUACAAGCAAUCAAUAAUUGUCUACCCUCCCUAAAAAUACCACACCGACGUUCAGCGACAACAAGUUGCUGCCGAAAACAACAACUCAACUCACGCGCGCUCAGUUGCCUCUUGCGCCUCGAGCAGAACACAAGAAACCCGUCCGCGAAGACUUGGUCGCUCUUUAUCUUUCCGCGCGCGUACCCCGUUGAAGUUGCGUUCAGUUCACGGUAAAUCGUCGUCCAGCGAACAGCAGCAGAUCAUCGACCGGAGUCAGGCCGCCAAGGCCGCGUGUUGUUCUUCCAAGUUGUGGCAGGUCCAGGUCGAGAGAAGCAAGUUUUUAUUUUGUGUGCGGAGUUUGUGUUGAAGUUGAAGCACGAUGCCGAACGCCGUCAACGAUCAUCCGAUUGGCAAACAGAAGCUCGCCCCGAGGUUCAACCGGUUAAAAGUGCUAAAUAUAAUCAAACUGGCCACGAUGGAUAAGAUGAAGGAAGCGGAAGGGGCCGGUGGCGUGGGAGGAGGUGGAACUGCGGGUGGCGGCGGCGGCGGAACCACCGAGGGAGGAGACGCAUUUCACAGUGAGUUCUACAACACGGGCCGCAUCGGCCGACGGAACGCCCUGCCGGACAUUCUGGGCUCACACUGCACAACCACGACGGCGGACCUGCCGACGCAGCUGGGCGCACUGUCUACCUCCGAUUGUCCCACCAAAGCACCCAACACCCAGGCCGGCAGCCCGAUGGUGUCCAAUACCGCCACGACAUCGGCGACCGGCGGUGGCGGGGGUGGCGGUUCCUAAAACCCCCACCCUCCGCCCCCUUCUCUUUCGAGAGCUGCGAUCUUUGCUUAAGCUAAGGCCCAUUUGAUUUGUAAGCCAACAUUUUACUACGACAAACACAAACCAAACAAAGCAAAACAGGCCAUUUUAGAGCGUCACCCUGCUCGCGGGCACAAACACGACAACACGACAAAGGCGGAUGAACUGUGUGAGUUUUGUAUGGAAUUAGCAGUCUGUUUUUUCGUAUUACAAAAAAAAGAAAGGGAUAAACACACACCACACUCACGGAUCUCGUUUUAGCUAGCAAUCAAGUAUUUUGUCCAAGCAAGAAAAAAUUACAAAAAAAGUGCGAGUGCGUCAACUGACUGAGAACAAUGUUUGAAGCGUGAAACAUCACAACAUAUUAUUUAUGAAACAAAACAAACAAACAAAACAAGCAUUGUAUAAUUUUUGUGUUUUUUGUCGACCAAAGAAAUUGUUACGUUCCCGUUUAGGUUGAACUGUUCGCUUUUGUUUUUCUUUUGGAGAGGAGAAACAAGUGCAGUUAUCGGGCAACGACGAUUGAUGAUCAUCGUCACACAGUUGAGUCAAAUAGUAGUACCGCGUUAAAAUUUGUAACUCUUAGAUUUGACAUUAAAAUGUAACCGCAAUUGCCAUCGCUGAGGCGUUGAAAAGGAUUCACGCCGAUCAAGGAGAUUACUUGAAUUGUUUAUUUAAGGUAUGGAAUAAGCAAGCUAGAACAAAAUGGUUAAGCAAUGACAGCACCACUGGUUUUUCUUAAAAUCCAGCUAUAGUAUCCAGAACUAGAUCUUGCUCGUAUUUCUUUAGAGUACAAAUUAGUUUCGCUUAAUCUUAGUUGUGUUUCGCUGCGCAGAAGUAAAUUUACUGCUUAGCAUGUAGUAAGUUCUAUUGAUUCAUGAUCCUUAAUAUGUUCCUUAAAAAUCAAAGGAGUCUAUUUCAAAAGCUGUUUUUUCUGUUGGAAACUGAGGGAAUCCCUUUAUCAGAGAAAUUUAAGUAUAAAGGCUUCAAAUGGAAUUACUUUUUCAAUAUAAUUCGAUAAUGUAACGGAACUAAAUCCUACUACAAAUUUUUAAGUACACCCAAAUCUAGGACUACAAUCAUUCAGUAUGACUGCCACGUACUGACACUAAUUUUCAGUAAAAACUGUCCUUCAAUGUCAGCAUAUUUCUCGUCAGUCUUGAUAUAGGGUUUUCUAGUCGAAAAUUAACACCUCUAAAGCUGGUAUUAGACUAUGACAAUCAAACAAACAAACUCACACUUUUUUCGUGUUUGACAGUUUGCCGCAACAACUCAAAAUGUAUGGAGGCUGACGUUUUUGCAAACAAAUUCAGGCUAACUGUCAAAAAGUGCAAGUUUGUUUGUUUGUUUGUCAUAGUCCAAUACCAGCUUGAGUGCCACAGAAGUUUGUUUGUCUGCAUAAAAAUGUGCUUUCUCUUUCUCGCAAAAGUAGUUUGUCAUGCCUCAUGCGCCUUAUCGAGAAAUUGAAAAGAGAGAUGUGAGCCGGUAACAUGGAGUGAAACUUUUCCAGCUAUCAUGGAAAACUUCACAGAAAGAUUGACUCCAUGUCGCACUUUUAAUUUCUCGAUAGCUGGUUUGACAGUUUGACAGUUAACAUAUUUCGCAGGAGCAGUGACAGUUGGAAGUCGAUCUUUGUUAGCAUCAAGGCACUGUGACGAGGAGUUCGUUAUUUUUGAGUGAAAUUAUAUUUUUGUCACAGGGCCUAGAAAUCUUUAUUGAGUAAUGUUUGAACGCCUGUCUUACUUAGAAAAUGUUUUAUUUUUUAAUAUUUUACAAAGAAAGCAUUUGAUAAAUUGAUGCAAUUUGAGUUGCCAAAUAAAACUGCACUCGAAAUAGCGAACGCAAACUAAUGAGACCAUUUAACCGACGAUCAGGAUGAACUGUUUGUUUAAAUUUCCCUUCGACGUUGUAUUCAGAGUGAAUUACAAGUUAUUUUUGUGUCUCAAUUCUGCAUGAACAGUUGUAUAUGAUUUUCAUACUUCAAUUCAAUGUGAAUUUGGUUAAGCGAAUAUGUUAUGUGCUAAUUUGCCAAACGUCGGUGGAUGUUAGAAAAAAAUAUAAAUUUAUUUGGCAAUUUUAAAUGCUCUAUUGAAAAAGUAAUUUCAACAUUUAAGAAGCCUUUAACACAUCAAUUUAUAGAUUCUUUAGCUAGUGGUUGGGUCAAUUAGAAGUCAUGUUAAAUUAAACAUUGUAUAAUCAAAUCCAACAUUAUUAAAAUUUAUUCAGCAGAUCUAGCAAAGCGCGCAAGCAAGGCUAUAGUUAACAAGUUAUUAUUCAACAAAAUAAUAAUUUAAAACCAAAACAUGCACAUACAUCACCAUUGUUCCUUAGUGUUAAGAGUACCUUAGUUGUGUGAAAAAAGAAAUCAGAAAAACAAAACAAAUCUCGUUUAGUAAUUAUACAAUGCAAUUGCGUAGCAAUUCUUCUAUAUAGCAAGAUAAGUUUCAACAAAAAUUACCCGUACUGAAAAGAAACCAACAAACAAUCCAGCAAAACCAUAACUUCACAUCUUUCGUUGUUAAGUCUAAUCAAUGGUUAUCAAACAAAACUCUAGUUAAACUGAGCUCUGAGCUGCCGCUGGUCAUAUUGAUCUGCGAUCCCACGAGGAUUAACGAGUUCAAAGUGGUUUGACUUUUUUUUCAUCUUCUUUAUUUCGCGUUUCCAGCGAGAGAAUGCUGCAGGUCUUAGUCGUAACGUUGGGUUGAAUGACAUUUUUCUUAGUAUUAUUACAGACCAUCCCCAUUUGCUCCGCGCGGCAACAACCGAUCUGGUAUUCAGAACGAAAAGUUAACGAAAACAAUAUUUAUUGACAGUUGAGUAGUAGCAGCAGGUUUGUCAAUUUUGGCACGUGCCACAGGAUGAUCCCUUUAGAAUAACAUGCCAUCUUUUAAACGAUUUAUCGCCAAAUUUCGAUUGGGGAAUCAAAUUAGAAAAAGCAAAAUACCGUAAUUGAAACUAAAAAAAUAAAUACGAAAUUAACUAAAACAAACAAACGUUUUCUAGCCUUUUCCGGAAACUGUUCGCCAUCGAAAUUGUUUUCUCUCGACAUUUACUCCAAACUUUUGGAAGCUAACGAAUUUUCUAAACGAAUAAUGUUGUGCGUUGUAUAUAUAUUUUUCGCUUUGUUUUUCGUUGUAGUAAAUUUCCACAAAAUUCAAAAUUGAUAACGAACAAUCGCGCCGCUUAGAAAAAAAAGCAUUCUCUAAAAGUAGCCAAGCUCGGUCCACCAAGCAGCAGCUGCCGUAGUUUGCUUGCUUGCGAGAGGGAGUCAAAUAUUUGGGACAAAAGAUAAAUCUUAUCAUCUUUCGACCUUUUCUAACUUUUACAUCAUACUUAAAGGCAGGGAAGAUAGAUAGAGAGAGAGAGAGCCACACGAUCAAAUCUUAUUAUAUUGUGUCAAUUGAAAUGAAGCAAACAAAAGAAAACAACAACAAGGAAAUUUAAAAACUUAUUACUGACGUAAUAAUCUCAAAAGCACGUUGUGAGAAAUUGCUGGUAGAAAGAAACCAAAAGAAGAAAACAAAAUUUAUUACUAAGCACGAAAACAAAAAGCAUUCACAUAAAGAAGAAGUGAAACAAAAAUUAUCCAAUGAAGAAGGCAAGCAUUUUAUAUGUUGACACCUAACCAAAAUUAACGCUAUAGGUAACAGUUAUAUUUAUAUAUUUACAUAAUUACAAAUUAUUUAUUGUCAGAUAAUGAAGUAAGGAAAAAAACAACAACAACAACAUUAUUAUUACACGAUACGUUUGUGAAUAAAGAUCAUUCAAAAAAGAAA
Molecule: messenger RNA, 4734 nt
Organism: Culex pipiens pallens (northern house mosquito)
Lineage: Eukaryota; Metazoa; Arthropoda; Insecta; Diptera; Culicidae
Product: cAMP-dependent protein kinase inhibitor beta-like
Exons: 3
Coding region: 521-940 (139 amino acids)
Biological process (GO): negative regulation of cAMP-dependent protein kinase activity
Cellular component (GO): cytoplasm; nucleus
Molecular function (GO): cAMP-dependent protein kinase inhibitor activity
Source: RefSeq, a predicted model, not a curated record